Metopolophium dirhodum (rose-grain aphid) is the source of this 5283-nucleotide messenger RNA. RefSeq names its product dynamin (gene shi). Gene Ontology annotation, cellular component: microtubule; cytoplasm; plasma membrane. Lineage: Eukaryota; Metazoa; Arthropoda; Insecta; Hemiptera; Aphididae. Gene Ontology annotation, biological process: receptor-mediated endocytosis. The record is from RefSeq and is a predicted model, not a curated record. The transcript has 19 exons. Gene Ontology annotation, molecular function: GTP binding; microtubule binding; GTPase activity. The coding region runs from base 469 to 3102 and encodes 877 amino acids.
GCUCGUACCCGGUCGGUGUCAUUCGUCGGAAUCCGAGAGAGCCGGACCGUUUGACUGUAAUCGUUGCCACUUGCCGCCUCACGCACACGCACAUACACACACACACAUAAACACCCAAAAACUCACACAAGCGCGGGUGCGCGCGCGCACACGCACAAUCAUCCGUAUCCGUACGAACGAUCGCUUCCGUCCGUAUGUUUUGCUUCUGCUGCUGCCAGUGGUGACGUUUAUUGUCCAGCGGACGGUGUGAGACGUGAUUGUGCGUAGUGCGUGUGUCGUCGUCGCCACCGCCGUCACCGUUGCCGUCACCGCCGCGCGAUAUCAUCGCAGCUGUAUCACUGUAAAAUAAUAAAGAGUCCGCCCGACUGUCUGUCGUCGUUGAUCUGACGUAUUGGACCCCGCCGUCCUCUUCAGUGAGACACAUACGUCCACUACAACACUACCCAUAGCUCUUCGCCGCUGUCCGCGAUGGCCGGCAACAUGGGCAUGGAACAGUUGAUACCUAUCGUGAACAAGCUCCAAGAUGCGUUCACCCAGCUGGGCGUGCACAUGCAGCUGGACCUGCCCCAGAUCGCGGUGGUCGGUGGCCAGAGCGCUGGUAAAAGUUCCGUGCUGGAGAACUUUGUGGGAAGGGAUUUUCUUCCAAGAGGUUCUGGAAUUGUAACUCGUCGUCCACUUAUUCUUCAGUUGAUUAAUAGUUCAUUGGAAUAUGGAGAAUUUCUUCAUUGCAAAGGAAAAAAGUUUGCUGAUUUUGAUGAAAUUAGGCGUGAAAUAGAAAAUGAAACUGAUCGUAUGACUGGAUCUAAUAAAGGAAUUUCUAACAUACCAAUAAAUUUGAGGGUAUAUUCUCCUAAUGUUUUAAACAUCACAAUGAUCGACUUGCCUGGCUUGACAAAAGUGCCAGUGGGUGAUCAACCAGCUGACAUUGAACAACAAAUCAAAGACAUGCUGUUCCAAUUUAUCACAAAAGAAACAUGUCUUAUACUGGCUGUUUCUCCAGCUAAUGCUGAUUUGGCUACUUCAGAUGCCUUACAAAUUUCAAAACAAGUUGACCCAGACGGUAUGCGAACUAUUGGUGUCAUAACAAAAUUGGAUCUGAUGGAUGAAGGAACUGAUGCUAGAGACAUACUGGAAAACAAGCUUCUGCCUCUCAGGCGUGGUUACAUUGGUGUAGUAAAUAGAAGUCAGAAAGAUAUCGAUGGCCGUAAAGAUAUAAAAGCUGCUUUGAGUGCAGAAAGAAAAUUCUUCUUGGCACAUCCAUCGUAUAGACACAUGGCUGACAGACUUGGUACACCAUAUUUGCAAAGAGUUUUGAAUCAACAGCUCACAAAUCAUAUUAGAGAUACAUUGCCAGGCCUUAGGGAUAAAUUACAAAAACAAUUACUUACAUUAGAAAAAGAUGUCGAACAGUUUAAAUACUUUAGGCCAGAUGAUCCGGCUAUUAAAACCAAAGCAAUGUUACAAAUGAUUCAACAACUUCAAUCUGAUUUUGAACGCACAAUUGAAGGUUCUGGUUCUGCUCAGAUAAAUACCAAUGAACUAUCUGGAGGUGCUAAAAUCAAUCGUUUAUUCCAUGAACGUUUCCCAUUUGAAAUUGUGAAAAUGGAAAUUGAUGAAAAAGAACUAAGGAGGGAAAUAGCAUUUGCCAUCAGAAACAUUCAUGGUAUUAGAGUGGGUUUAUUCACACCUGAUAUGGCAUUUGAAGCUAUUGUGAAAAAACAAAUUGCUAGAUUGAAAGAACCAUCAUUGAAAUGUACCGAUCUCGUUGUUAAUGAAUUAUCUAACGUAGUUAGAAUUUGUACAGAUAAGAUGUCCAGGUAUCCACGUUUACGAGAAGAAACAGAACGUAUCAUUACAUCAUAUAUUCGUAAUCGUGACCAAAUGUGUAAAGAACAGUUAAUCUUAUUGGUUGAAUGUGAACUUGCUUACAUGAAUACAAAUCAUGAAGAUUUCAUAGGAUUUGCAAAUGCACAACAGUCUUCUGAUAACUCCAACAAAACUCAUAAGCUUGGUAAUCAGGUGAUACGUAAAGGAUGGAUGUGUAUACACAAUUUAGGCAUUAUGAAAGGAGGAUCUAGGGAUUAUUGGUUUGUAUUAAUGUCAGAAAACAUCUCAUGGUUUAAAGAUGAAGAGGAAAGAGAAAAAAAGUACAUGUUACCAUUAGAUGGAUUAAAAAUCAAAGAUGUUGAACAAGGUUUCAUGUCACGUCGUCAUACAUUUGCACUAUUUAAUCCAGAAGGCCGUAAUGUUUACAAGGACUACAAACAGCUUGAAUUAAGUUGCGAAACACAAGAUGAUGUAGAUUCUUGGAAGGCAUCAUUUUUACGUGCAGGUGUUUAUCCAGAAAAGUCAUCCGAUAUAUCCAAUAGUGAUGAGGAUGGUCGUGAGAGCAGUACAGAAUCGACUACAUCUAUGGAUCCAGUUUUGGAAAGACAAGUAGAGACUAUAAGAAAUCUAGUUGAUUCAUAUAUGAAAAUUGUGACAAAAUCUUGUCGAGAUCUAGUCCCUAAAAUCAUUAUGCAUUUGAUCAUAAACAACUCAAAAGAUUUUAUUAAUGGAGAAUUAUUAGCUCAUCUUUAUGCAUCUGGCGAUCAGUCUCAAAUGAUGGAAGAAAGUGCUGAAGAGGCCGUAAAACGUGAGGAAAUGAUGCGCAUGUACCAAGCAUGUAAAGAAGCAUUGAGAAUUAUUGGUGAUGUAUCAAUGGCUACUGUUACCACACCCGUUCCACCACCAGUCAAGAAUGAUUGGCUUGCAUCUAGUCUUGACAACCCAAGGUUGUCUCCUCCAAGCCCUGGUGGUGCUGGACGUAGAGGAGUACCUUCUAACCCAACACCUGCAAAUGCUGCAUCAAGAGCACCUCCACCACCUCCAGCUUCAGGAAGACCAGCUCCAGCAAUACCCAACAGACCUGGGCCAGAACAGGGACGACAACCUCCUGCUCCACCUGGUAGGCCUGGUGGCCAGGGGCUUCCUCCUCCUUUAAUUCCUUCGCGAGGAUCAAUGCCGCAAAUACCGCAACGUGUACAACAAGCGGUCGGCCAAGCUGUGGCACAAGUAGCUGUCAAUGAGCUUACCAAUGCUUUUGCCAACCGUUUCAAAUAAGCUGUGUAUUUCACUUACUAGAUGUAUACAUGGCAUGCACGCGAAGAAAAUGUCUAGACUUGAUUUAUCUUCUAUUUAAGAAGCAGGUGAAUGCCCAAAAAACAAGACAAAACAUUUUUAAUUUAAAAAUUAAAAUAAAUAAUUUAUUUUAGAUUUUAUUAUCCAUUUCCUCUUAGGCUAAUUAAUUUAAAAAUGUUUAACUAUAGUCUAGAUGUGAUGUACGUAUGAAAUGUGAUUCUUAGUAACUGAAUGUUUACGCAUAAACUCAAUUUUUUUCUUUUGUUAUGUACAUAAAAUAAUAAUAUUAAUUAUUAUAAUAUUAUUAUCGAAGGCCUCGUUAUUUAUUAAUAAUUUUUAAGACAAAGAGGUCCUGUUAUUGUUAUUAUUAUAAUUUAUUAUCAUUCCAUUUAUUAAAUUUAUCUAUUUAAUUUUAAGUGCAAUUAGGGGUUUUCUGUUUUUUUUUUUCUAACAUGAAUCCCUAUAAACAAUCACAUUUUAAGUAUGUAAUAUGUAUUAUGUAAUCAGUUAUUUUAAUUAUUGAGCGGCAUUUAUUUUUAUAAAGUCGAAAAGGUUAUAUUUUUAUUGUCUGUAUACAAGAAUGAAGCUAUUUAAAAUUAAUAUAUUGUUAAUUAUUUAGUUACCAGAGUUCCUGAAGUUAAAUACAGAGACUAGUGUAAUCAUAAUAAGUCAUAACGAAUGGAAAUUAACAUAGAGAAAAACAAUUUUAUUCAAUGAAAUGAUAUAUUAUAUAUACAUUUGUUUGUUGAUAAAUUACUCUUAGACGUGGCAAAUUAAUAAUUUUAAAAUUUAUAAAUAUUUUCAUUUAAAAUAAAGAGAAUAUAUUAAAAUUAACUUAAGUAUAACCUACCUAAUUUGUAAUUUUUGGCUUUGCACCACUAAAUCCAUAGUGUGACUACUUCACAAUAUAAAAUUACAUUGUUUUAUAAAGAGCAAUAAUUGGAUGUUGUUUAAAAUAUACAAUUAAAACAAACUUAUAUUAGACAUAUUUUAUGUCAUCGUUAUUGAAAAAAAUUGUUAAGUCGUUUCAAUUGUAUUAGACAAGGAAAAAAAGACUUUGUAAUUUUUAUAUAAUAAGAUAAUCAUUAAGUGUAUGUUACAGAAUAGGAAUAUUUAGGUUAUAUAUUCUGAUAUAAUUGUAUUGUUAAGUCAAUUACUUUUUUGAUGAAAUACGACAUAACUAGUUUUUUUUUUGUGUUCCUAGUAAUUUGAUUGCUUUUUAAUAAUAAAUUAAUCGUAAGCAAUUUUUGUGAGUGUGAGCUAAAACCACAGUCGUGCAAUUCAAUAGCGUGCAUAAUGUUAUACUCAUACCCGAGGUAUGAGCACCAACCCUACCUUAACGUAUAUAAUUUAAUCACUAAAAUACUUUUUUAUAAUACGGUCAAUGCAAUAAAUUUUGUUGAAUAAAUUUUUUAAAAUACUGCCGUCAUCUCUCGCUUCAUAAUAAGACCGAACAAUUGUGACUGACCUAUACUUGUUACACUUAAUUAUAUGUGAGCUUACUCACGGUACUAUACCGUUACCUUGCGAGUAACCCUAAAUUCGACGGCAGAUGAUCGGUUUGUACAGUGUCAUUAAUGUUUAGAAGUUUCUAACUAUGUUAUCGAUAUUCGGCGACUCGGGGUCGUUGUAUUUAAUGUACCUUAAUUCACAAUAACAACAAUGUUAUAGUGGUUGCUAGGUAUUGCCCUACAGUUUAUAGUUUACCGUACCAUACCGCGUUACAGUAUCGAGUGACCAUGUGUUUUAGCUCCGACUCAAAAUGAUUGGCUUUAAUAUUAUGUAAUAAUAACGCUCAUUAAAUAUUAACCAUUUACUAUACCAUCAAUUUAAAUUUAAAUAAAUAAAUAAUAUUGUUAUCUCUGAAUAUUAUAUAUAUAUACAAGACACUUGCAAAAAAAAUUGAUGUACCUUAGACAAAAACGUGUCGGAUUGUAGCAAUAAACGAAAAAAAGAUAAAUUGUACGUUAUGCGCAUUAUACAAUAUUAUUAUUAACAAACAAUUUGUAGUGUAAUGUAUUAAUUAAGCACAGAAAACAAAGAAAGGCUUUUUUUAUUCACCGAUUAUUGUGAAUAUAACAUAAUAUUAUUUUAAAAAAACAAUUGAAUUAAUUAUACGAUAUUGUUAUUAAAAAUAACCGAGAAAAAAAACAAAAAGACUUA